Molecule: messenger RNA, 613 nt
Organism: Drosophila obscura
Lineage: Eukaryota; Metazoa; Arthropoda; Insecta; Diptera; Drosophilidae
Exons: 3
Coding region: 221-586 (121 amino acids)
Source: RefSeq, a predicted model, not a curated record
CACUGGCACCGACCUAUUGGCCUUAUUCGCUUCACUAAACUUUAUGGCCUGCAGUGUCUGUUUAUAUAUGUCUGUACCUACAUAUGGGCGGUACCAUAUAGGCCCACAUCCCAUUCCCAUUAAUUGAACUGUCAUCUGUAUCCAUCUAAGCCCUAAGUGUUCGCACUUUUAGCUGCUCUGCUGGUGAAAGUUUUGCUUCAGUUCACUUGCCGCAUCGGUUAUGUGCUGUGUGCUUCAACACUGUCUAAAAACUUUCCUUUUCGUUGCAUCGCUCAUGAUGCACGUGAUCAUAAUCUGUAAUAUGCUGACGGACUUCCGGGAUAUUCGUAAUGGAACCUCCUGUAAGCUAUGCGCCAAAUGGAUGAAAUACUAUUUUAAUGCUUGGACACUUCAUAGUAUGUGCGGGACGCUGCUGACCAUAGUCAAAUUCAAGGACCUUUGCUAUCUGCAGUGGUGGGUGCUCAUGACAUGUAUCUAUUUUGUAGCUGGCCUUGCAUAUCACUUGGUUCUGCAUGACUAUCAGGAUGAGUUCUAUGGCACUCAUGAGAUGGUUCGCAAUUAUUUCGCACUGGGUAUGCGAAUAUAAAAUGUAUUUGGUAUUUGUUUGCUAAUC